Messenger RNA from Dreissena polymorpha, 2715 nucleotides. Its product is annotated as E3 ubiquitin-protein ligase TRIM71-like. Gene Ontology annotation, biological process: positive regulation of DNA-templated transcription. The coding region runs from base 187 to 2283 and encodes 698 amino acids. Lineage: Eukaryota; Metazoa; Mollusca; Bivalvia; Myida; Dreissenidae. The record is from RefSeq and is a predicted model, not a curated record. Gene Ontology annotation, cellular component: nucleoplasm; chromatin. Gene Ontology annotation, molecular function: ubiquitin-protein transferase activity; zinc ion binding; protein binding. The transcript is spliced from 2 exons.
UCUGCAUGGAGAUACAACUAUUCAAUCACUUUUAGACGGUAAAAACUUCUUAAACUUGGCGUGCCUUAUCAACUCAUAACAAGAUAUAGCCAUGAAAUUUCUCAUUAGCAUAAAAUGAACAAUUAUGAAACAAUUUUCAAAGAAGAGGAAAUCUAAUGAAAUUCACAGAAUCUACAACUAGAAGCCAUGUCUGGGGAAUCUAAGAUGGCCGACAGUGAGCUGACCUUGAGUGAGAUUCUGGAGACUGGUUUCCUAAAAUGUGAGAUCUGUAAAGCAGUCUACGAUGACCCCAGACUGCUACCAUGUCUACACACAUUUUGCAAGCACUGCAUAGACAAUUUUGUGGAAAACAAAAACCAGUCUGGAAAAUACAAUGAAAACAAUCAGCAGGGCAAUGACACUGGCAACACUGAAGCUAUGACCAAUUCUGCACUUGAAGAAACUAUAAUACAGUGUCCAAUAUGUAAGUCAGAAAUAUCCGUUGAAAAUCCAAAGAAGGUGAAUUUUCCUCAGAACACUUUCCUGCAUGACCUUUGCCUGAUGUAUGAGUACAAGCAUGAAAAGCACCGCAACUGUGACUACUGCCAGUUUGAAGGCAAGGUUGUGGGUGCCUCUCAUCUGUGUCUUGAUUGUCAUGACAACAUGUGCCAAGGCUGCACAGGGGCCCAUCAUCGCACAAAGGUCACUCGCGAUCACAAGGUCAUCCCCUACGCUCAGGCUCAGAAGGGUUUAUAUGAUAUUGAUAUCCGGCGCAAUCAAGUCCAGUUGUGUGAUACACAUGACAGCGAGCAUUUGAGUAUUUUUUGCGAUACUUGUGAAGUAUUGAUUUGCAAAGACUGCAAGGUAGAAUCACAUGACAAACACAAAUGGAGCCCUAAUGAGAAAGCACUAACCAAAUAUGAGAUACAAAUGAGGAACCUUCACAAAGGAAUUCAGCAUCAGAUCCCCACCAUACACAAUUAUAUACAAUUUCUGGCCAACUAUGAUGCUUCUCUGGAGAGAAAUAGAGAGAAAACUGCAAACAGUAUCAAGGAGCACGCAGAAGCACUUCACAAACAAAUUGAGGAACAAAAGUCUCUUUGUAUUGAAGCACUCAACAUGGAAACUGAUAAGGAAAGAUGCAUGCUUCAAGUUAGGAGCCAGAAUCUCAAGACUGCCGCAAUAUCACUGGAAAAUAACGAGAUGUAUCUGAGAGUCCUAUUGGAGCAUGGCAAGCCAGAUGAAAUUCUACAGCUCCAUCGACCAAUCAACCAGCGUCUUACAGCUCUUACCCACAUGCAGAUGGAUGGAAUUUCCACGAGGCUAAAAGCCACUUUUCAGACAGGGAGUUCAACACUACGCAACAUUCAGACUGUUUUUGGGAAGAUGUCAAUCAGUCACGAUUACUUCACACACUCAGACUCUGGUCUGGCCUCCCACAAUGCUUUGCAAAUAUGCAACAUGCUGCCAAGCAUUCGUAACACACCUGAACUGAUAAAUGAAUUCGAGGCCAAGGGCAUGUUUGAUACCAAAGAAGUCUGGCCAACUGGAAUUGCAGUGACGAAGGCUGGGGAGUUUGUCAUUGCUGACCGAGACAACAAGAUCGUGAAGGUAUAUGACAAAAGUGGAAACAUUAAACAAGAAAUCUGUGGACAAGAGAAGAACAAGCUUGCCACGCCAUUCGAUGUUGCGGUGCUGAAAUCUGGGGACAUUGCAGUAACAGAUCACGAGGCUGAAGAUGUCAAAGUCUACCGAACAACGGGAGAGCAUGUCAUGACAAUCAAGGACGGGAUCAAGUAUCCAAGGGGUGUAACUGUGAACUCAAAGGGGCAGGUAAUAAUUCUGGACUGUCAGCUACGCCAACUGACAGUCCAUGACCCCAAUACUGGAAAUCUAAUUAAAACAAUUGAAGGUAAGGACAAUAAAAACACAAAGGUCAUGGUAGACCCGUAUUACGUCACUGUCACCCCACAGGACAACAUUAUCGUCACGGAUACAGCCUCACCAAAUCUGAAGGUCUUCAGUCCCACUGGGGAGUACCUGGCUAGGUACGGACACUACGGUAUUGGAAAGGACGAGAUUCUACAGCCAUAUGGCGUCUGCUGUGAUGAAUACGGGUACAUCUUCGUGGCUGAUAAUAACAACCACAGGAUACACGUACUGUUGCCUGAUGGGAAAUUUCAGCAGUUCUUUGUCACCAAGACCGAGAACUGCUGGCAUCCAAUGGGUUUGGCGAUUACCUCCGAUGGCUGUUUGGCCAUAACUGAGGCACUUGGGAAAAUCAAAGUUUACAAGUAUUUGUGAUGCGCCAGCUUUUAGGCACUUAAAUUUCUUUAAAGUGAACAACAUUUUUUACUUGUGGUUGCCUUUUGGCACCUGGAUUUAUUCAAUUCAUUAAAGGUAUAAUAUAUUGAUGAUUAUAUUGACAUAAUGGUUAUUAUAGUAUUUUCAGAUAACUUUCCUAGUUAUUUUUUUAUUAAAAAUGCUAUUUUGAUGCAUACAUUUGAAAAAUGGAAGAGGGAGUUUUCAAAUUUCUGUUGUAAUCAUCAACCAAAUGGUAAGAAUAGCCCAAACACUGUAAAACAGUCAACAAAAAGUAUUGGCACGUCCACUACUUGUUAUUUAUUUAUUUGUUUUCCAUGUUAAAGUUUUUAAUAAUGCUUUUUAAACAUAUACUUGUUUUGAAAAGUAUUGAUGAUAGUAGUUUGCUUAAUAAAGUUGUUAAUCCACCAUGAA